Drosophila ananassae is the source of this 2847-nucleotide messenger RNA. RefSeq names its product putative leucine-rich repeat-containing protein DDB_G0290503 (gene salto). The record is from RefSeq and is a predicted model, not a curated record. The transcript has 10 exons. NCBI's taxonomy places the organism in Eukaryota, Metazoa, Arthropoda, Insecta, Diptera, Drosophilidae. Bases 188 to 2728 code for a protein of 846 amino acids.
GAACCCUCAGUAUUUGUACAGUAGUAGAAGCAUACAGGCAGUUUUUUGAACUAUUCCCAGGAGAAAUAUAUUUGCUCAGUGAAUUUAUUCGAAAUUUAAAAUAGUAUUUCGCAUUAAAAAAUAAAAAACAAAACUAUACCGUUAACAACGCGCAAUUUUCAAAAAAUAAUUAUUUGGAAAAGCUAUCAUGUCUUCUUUACCAAACGGUUCUGCAAAUGUUCGGGACAACCGAGCCUCCAGGCUGCGUGCUGAGAAGUUGGCUGAGAAGCCACAGAAACAGACCAUCGCAUGGACCAAUGCCCCAACCCGUCCUGGAGGAUUUGGAAAACCUGAACCUUGCUAUCCGCAGGGCCUGCCUGCAUUGCAUCCACGAUCGCACAGUCGUAUUCCGACCCGUAGAGUCCCGGGCGUUAAGACCUCAAGAGCCACUUCGCCAGCCCGCUCCAUACGGGGCACUUCCACCGAUCGGGUCAGUAUCUGUUCUCUGCCCAGCCAUUUGGAGGAGAAAGCCAGACCGAAGCGGAAGGCGCUUGUGGGAGAGGAUGGCGACAAACCAAACAAUAAGGAUAAAGAAGCCAGCUCUGUGGACGUCAACAUAAAUGACAAGAAGGACUGCAAGACUGUAAAUAAGCGAAUGCGGUUAGAUCUGUCGGAAACACCACGUCCUGCUGCAAAGAAUGUCAUUCCGCCAAGGAGCAUAAGCGCCAAUCCCCUAAAAAUCCGAAAAAAGAAGACUGACGUCAAGCCCGAUCGCGGCCAUCAUCGCAUUUUGGAGAUGAACAAAAUCCGAGUUGUCGAUGUCCAACAGAAGAAGUUGGAGAAUAUGCAGUCGGAGUUUAUGGCCAAAAUCCGAUCGUUGGGUAGUCUGGCCAAGGAGCUCAAGGGAGUGUACAAGUUUGUGGCCAUGGUGGUCAACGACGAGUGCAAGUUGAUAAUGCACGAGGACGAUAUGCUGCGCCUACCCAGGAAUAUACCCACUGAAAGUGUAAAUGACUUGAAGAAUCGCUGUCGUUACAUUGUCGAUACGGGUUUCAUGAUGUUCUAUGAUUUCAUGCCCCUUAUUCAACAUGCCAAGUCCGACCAGGAGGCACAGGAGAAGCGCGAACAGCUACGCGCCCAGCUUAAGAACGCCGUGAACCGUAAAAUAAACGGCAUAAUCGAAGAGAUCGAUGAGUUGUGCCGUACAAAAGGCGUAAGAGACGAGUCCUCCAACAGUCUGUUAUACCGCGAAAUCAACGACUUGCGGGUUCAAAAGACGAACAUGGAGACUCGAUACUUUGAUCUGAAGAAGGAGCAUAUCGAACUGAUGAACCAGCAGAAGGACGAGCUCGAGGCCAAGAUGGCGGCGGAGCUUGCUGUUCGGGAUCAUUGUGUCCUGGAAUUGAAAAAGUCAUUGCGACGCAGCGAGGAACUGGUUGGAGAGUUGAAUAUUGAAUUGGCCGAGAAGAAUGACGAUCUGAAGAGUGAGAGCAACACUAUUUCAAAAUUGCGGUCAGAACUCGAUGACCUUAAUACUGUCAACAACCGGAUUCGUAAGCGUCUGGAGGAUGCUGAUUUGGGAUUAGAACGUGCCCACAAGUCAGUUACGAAAAACGAGGAGAAGAUCUCUUACCUGGAAGAUGAGCUUAAAGAGGCUCGGGAGUUCAUUGUCAAUCUCCAAAAGCGUCCAGAUCCUCUGGACGACAAGAGUAUGGGAGAGAAGGAUUUGAUCAUCGCUGACCUUAAGUUGAAGCUCCAGAAUUUCGAACACCACCGGAACAUGAUGCAAAAGCAAGUGAGCUCUGCUGUGAAGCAGCUCGCCGAGUUUGAGGAAUUGAACUGCAAGUACCAGACUGUCGCUGUUCAAGUCAAUGAGCUCCGGGAGCAGCUGAGAAAUUCUGAUGCGAAACUGAUGACCCAGGCCCGAAUCGAGGAGCAGUUGCGGAAGGACUUGGAGAAGUUGCGCGAGCAGGCCGGUCGGGAUCAGAAAAUGCUGUCCAUGCGGAGCGAACUCAUCAAUAAUCUUCAGGAGAACGAGAAGGAAAGCCAAAACAAAAUAAACAAAAUGUACUACCAAGCUAACGAAAAAGAUACGCUGCUUAAACAGGUCCAGGUGAGUAACGAGCUGGCCUCGAAAGACGAAGAGUUCCGUAAUCUGUUCGGAACCCUCACAUUCAAGCAGAAGGAGGUUAGACGACAAGAGCACAUUAUCAAGCUGCUGGAGGAGCAAAAUUCAAGGAAUACGAUGUUGCGGGCCAAACAGGAUGAACGAAAUGCUGCCAUGCAGGCGGAGAUAGUUAAUUUGAAGCGGACCAUUCAUAAGUACUCAAAGAUUAUCAUUGGUAAUAAUGGUCAGCGUUUCUUCGAAGUAGUGCCAGCUGACGAGUGUAGUGACUAUUGUUGUGUUGGUGAUGCAGUGACCGAAAUUAAAGAUUCAGAGGAGGCUCCUAUGCAAGGCGACUCUACAGUUCAACAGAGGAUGCGGCCCCAGCAGCAGCAGCAGCAACAAUCGCAACAGCGACGUCAUCGGUCGAUGUCCCAAUCGCAUGGAAGACGCAUCUUUGAUCCACUGCACCACCUACAAGAACAGCAACAUGAACACCGUCAUCGACGCUCCCCGGGCAGUCCACAUCACCAAGAAGCCCGUCAUCAUCGUCCGCAACAUGUUCCUACUUCUCAGCAGCAACAUAAUCAUCAUGAUCCGCAUCAGCAUCAACUCAGACACCGACACCAUCAUCACCACCACUGACUAACAAACUCUGAUUAGGAAAUGUUUAGGCAAAACUAACCAAAAUUUAUUGUGAUACUAGUUGGCCAACUCGCAUAUGUUGUGACCCCAUGUUGUAGAGUACAAGUACUUAAACCAGA